UGGUGUGAGGAUUAUAUACAAGUCUCAAAAUAUGAUCCGGUCAAAGCAACAAAAAGACUGGCAAGAGUGGCAAUUGCAAAAGGGAACGAAAUUACCGAACAUCAUGUGCAUCGCAGUGUUCAUGUGGCAAACUCAUCCAAAGUACCCCUUCCUUCUGCUGCACAACAGGGACGAAUUUUACUCUCGGCCCACGGAGGCGUUGGCGUGGUGGGAAGGGGAAACGGUGUUAGGUGGUAGGGACGGUCUCGGCGGAGGAACGUGGCUGGGUUCCACCAAAGAUGGCAGGAUCGCGUUUCUCACCAAUUUUAGGGAAGUCGAGAACCUUCCGCAUCCCAAGACCAGAGGAGACCUGCCCCUUAGGUUCCUCCAGAGCAAGAAGAGUACCCUGGAGUUUGCAGAGGAAGUUGUGAAAGAGGCGCACCAGUAUAAUGGCUUUAACCUUAUAUUGGCUGAUAUUUGUAGCUCCACCAUGGUUUACGUCUUCAAUAGACCAAAACAACAUCAUCUUUCUGUUGCACAAGUUACCCCUGGAAUUCACGUCUUGACUAAUGCAGCCCUCGACGCCCCUUGGCCAAAGGCUGAACGGCUGCGCUAUAAUUUCAAAGAAUUUAUUGAUCAAUAUGGUGAAAGUGAUCUUCCAUUUAAAGAGAUGGUUGAGAAACUAAUGACAAACACAGUCAAAGAUGAGGAGUGUAUGCUACCUGGGAUUCAGCCUCCAGAACGGGAAUACCCUUUGAGUUCUAUAUUUGUUGAUGCACAACUUUCAUCGGGGCAUUAUGGAACUAGGAGCUCUUCUGCCUUGUUUGUGAAGUCAAACAAAGAAGUCACCUUCUACGAUAAAUAUCUGGACCAGAGGCAAUGGAAAGAGAAAAUGGUGACCUACAAGAUCAGUGAGAGAUAAUAAUAGGCUGAGAUGUGAUUUAUUUAUGCUAAUAUCAAAAUGGAUGCAGUCAUGCAGAUCAGUGAGAGAUAAUAAUUGGCUGAGAUGCGAUUUAUUCAUGCUAAUAUCAAAAUGGAUGCAGUCAUGCAUCACAUGCAUAACUCACAAAAUUAUGCCAACAUUUAUGUUAUUGUUGUAUUAAAUAUUUAAGGCUAAAACCUAAUUUUGGUACCUUAUAAUAAUUGUUUGUUUUAAUUUAGUUCCA
Molecule: messenger RNA, 1145 nt
Organism: Cajanus cajan (pigeon pea)
Lineage: Eukaryota; Viridiplantae; Streptophyta; Magnoliopsida; Fabales; Fabaceae
Product: transport/golgi organization-like protein (DUF833)
Source: RefSeq, a predicted model, not a curated record